This is a messenger RNA of Aplysia californica (California sea hare), 648 nucleotides long. RefSeq names its product hemagglutinin/amebocyte aggregation factor. The record is from RefSeq and is a predicted model, not a curated record. NCBI's taxonomy places the organism in Eukaryota, Metazoa, Mollusca, Gastropoda, Aplysiida, Aplysiidae.
ACUACAGGAGCGGCAGUUGGUGAAUGCCUGCGUGAUUUCUUAGUUUGUCGUGGCCUCUUGUGAAUACUGAGUCGUUGAAGUUGAGCAAGAUGGAACUGGAACUGACAGUUGUGUUGGUUGUUUUGUUACCACUUGCAAGUGGUGUCUCCUGGAUGACCGACUACGAUCAACAGUUCACUUACGAAUGUCCUGAACAACAUUAUUUACAGGUUACGUCAACGACUUUGACGCCCUGAUGGAGUUCCAGUGUCAUAACGACUACAUCAUCGCCGGCAUCUCCAGUUACCAUGACAACGGCAAAGAGGACAGACGCUUUAAGUUCCAGUGUUGCAAGCCAGGGAAUCUUCAAGUUUGACAUUUGCAAGCUGGACAAGCUUCAGGGCCCAAUAGACGGUGAGGUUGUCGGUUAAACACUAUGCAGACAGCCACAUUAUACGCUCUCAACUUGGGGGGAAAAUAUAGUCUACCACACCGAUACUGGCAACGGAUGUUCGAUGGUCAAGAUCUGUCUGUCGUUUUCAAUUCUUUCACAUUACAUCUGUGUUAAGAGAUAAAAGAAUUUCAAACCUCAUCUGUAUCUUCAGAGAGAUUUUUUAAAAGUAUUAAUGUCGUUCAUUAAAAGUUUGGAAUUUUCCCUUUGCGACAAUA